GUGUCAAUGUCCUGCCGGAUACAACGGACCGCGAUGUCAGCAAACGGCGAGAAGCUUCCGUGGAAAUGGAUGGGCUUGGUACCCAGCGCUGGAAAUGUGCGACAACAGCCACCUGAGCUUCGAGUUCAUCACUAAAAAGCCAGACGGGUCGCUGCUGUACAACGGCCCUAUUGUUCCUCCGGAGCCUGACGAAAUUAUGGUUUCUGAUUUUAUAUCCGUCGAACUGGAACGUGGGAUACCUCGACUACUGAUAGACUUCGGUUCCGGUACCUUGGAGCUGAAGGUAAAGCCGAAACGAACGUUGGACGACGGCGAGUGGCACAGACUCGACAUCUUCUGGAACACGGAGACUGUGAAACUGAUAAUCGACUACUGCAAGUCCGCGGACAUCUCGGAACCGGAGGACGGCACGCCGCCGGAAUUCAACGACACCAGCUGCCAGGCACAAGGCACGAUACCGCCUUUCAACGAGUACCUAAACGUUAACGCGCCGCUACAAAUCGGCGGCCUGUAUGUCGAGCAAUUCGACCCGACCCACUACAAGUGGAAGCACAUGCCAGUUGGAAAGGGUUUCGACGGUUGCAUCAAGAAUCUGUUCCACAACAGCAAGCUCUACGACCUGGCUCACCCCGGUUUGUCGAGGAACAGCGUGGCCGGCUGUCCUCAGACCGAGGAGAUCUGCAACAACCAGGAGUCCACGUUCCGUUGCUGGGAGCACGGCACCUGCGUGGGAAGCUUCACCGAGGCCAGAUGUCAGUGCAACCCGGGCUGGACCGGUCCAGGGUGCAUGACGCCCACUAUACCGACGACUUUCAAGCCACAGAGUUACGUGAAAUACGCGUUGUCGUUCGAGCCGGACAAAUAUUCCACGCAGGUUCAGCUGAGAUUCCGCACCCGAGAGGUCCACGGCGAGCUGUUCAGAGUUAGCGACCAGCAUAACAGAGAGUACGCCAUCUUGGAGAUCAAGGACAGUAGACUGCACUUCCGGUACAAUUUGAACAGCCUGAGGACCGAGGAACGAGACAUAUGGCUGACCGCGAUAGCUGUCGACGACGGACAGUGGCAUACAGUUAGAGUGUCAAGAUACGGAUCGGCUGCGACCUUGGAGUUAGACGGUGGUGAAGGGAGAAGAUUCAACGAGACCUUCUCGUUCGAGGGACAUCAGUGGUUAUUGGUUGACAAACAGGAGGGAGUUUUCGCGGGUGGCAAGGCUGAGUACACUGGGGUUCGGACAUUCGAGGUGUAUGCAGAUUAUCAAAAAGGAUGUCUGGAUGACAUAAGGCUAGAGGGCAAGCAUCUUCCAUUACCACCAGCCAUGAACGGAACGCAAUGGGGUCAGGCAACCAUGGCGAGGAACUUGGAGAGGAACUGCCCCUCGAACAAACCUUGCGCCAAUGUCAUUUGUCCAGAGCCAUUCGAAUGCAUCGAUCUUUGGAACGAGUACGACUGCACAUGUGGAGAAGGAAAGAUUCCAUCGCCCGAUAACAAAGGAUGCAUGGACAAGAACGAGUGCAUAGAUUAUCCCUGCUUGAACGGCGGUAGAUGUAUCAAUCAGGAUCCACACUUCAGAUACAGAUGCAUCUGCCCGGACGGUUUCUGGGGUGAGAACUGCGAGCUUGUUCAAGAGGGACAGACACUGAAACUCAGUAUGGGAGCUUUGGCAGCCAUCUUGGUUUGCCUUUUGAUCAUCCUUGUUCUCGUGUUAGUAUUUGUCGUCUACAACAGAAGAAGAGAAUCUCACAUCAAGUAUCCCGGGCCCGACGACGACGUGAGAGAAAAUAUCAUCAACUACGACGACGAGGGCGGCGGAGAGGACGACAUGACCGCGUUCGACAUUACCCCGCUUCAAAUUCCUAUCGGUGGCCCGAUACCAGAUAUGGGUGGCAAGCUACCACCGUGUAAAAUACCCUACACACUAGGACCGGAGCCAAACGUGGGCAUCUUCAUAGAAGACCAUAAAAAGAGAGCUGACAGUGAUCCGAACGCGCCGCCGUUCGACGAUCUACGAAAUUACGCAUACGAGGGUGGCGGAAGUAUCGCUGGCUCGUUGUCAUCGUUAGCUUCCGGUACAGACGACGAGCAGCACGAGUACGAGUACUUGGGCGCUUGGGGGCCGAGAUUCGACAAGCUGGCCGACAUGUACGGGCCGGCAGAGGAGAGCGAAGAGGAGGACUAAGGGAACGGAGUCGCGAAGAAUCUCUACGACUCUUAAGCUCGUAACGAUCCGUACGCUCUCGGUGGGAGGGGCAGUGUUCGCGCGAGCUUAAAAUAAAAAAUAGAAAAAAGAGAAACCGAAGAAAGAGAAGAAAGAGACUAUCCCCUGAGAAACGUGUGCAGGCGAAGGAACUUUCUACAAAGAAGGGG
Messenger RNA from Frieseomelitta varia, 2364 nucleotides. RefSeq names its product neural-cadherin-like. Gene Ontology annotation, biological process: homophilic cell-cell adhesion. The annotation marks the transcript as partial. The transcript is spliced from 9 exons. Gene Ontology annotation, molecular function: calcium ion binding. NCBI's taxonomy places the organism in Eukaryota, Metazoa, Arthropoda, Insecta, Hymenoptera, Apidae. The record is from RefSeq and is a predicted model, not a curated record.